Rhopilema esculentum is the source of this 1109-nucleotide messenger RNA. NCBI's taxonomy places the organism in Eukaryota, Metazoa, Cnidaria, Scyphozoa, Rhizostomeae, Rhizostomatidae. The record is from RefSeq and is a predicted model, not a curated record.
GAGCAAGUUCUCGACACAUGCUAUUCACACUGCAGUUCUUGACGGUCGAACUGGCUUCGUAAUUCCAAGAACUACAUCGGUCAGUGUUUAUAAAGGAAGACAAUGAAAACAGUGACCCAAAUAACCAAGAGUCUCAGACCUUCAGCUAGGUGUCUUCGUUUAUUUCAUGGAAGCUCUAAGCUUUCCCGUCGAUUUAAUGAGCCGAUGAGUGAGGCAGAAGCUCCACGAUGUGCUGGUAUUGCAUCAAUGAUGAGGCUUCCGAUUCAAAAAACCAGCCAAGGAUUGGAUGUCUGCUUUGUUGGCGUGCCUCUUGACACAGGGACAACAAACCGUUCAGGGACAAGAAUGGGUCCAAGACAGAUUAGGACAGAGUCAGUGCUGAUAAGAAGACACAACAUUGCAACAAAGGCAUCACCUUUUGAAACACUCAUGGUUGCUGAUGUUGGAGAUAUUGGAGUCAACAUGUUCAAUUUGCCUGCAGCAGUGAAGCAGAUAAAAACACACACGGCAAAACUAAUAGAGAAUGGCUGCAAGACGCUUGCAAUGGGUGGAGAUCAUACGAUAACGUACCCUCUCCUCCAGGCUGUAAAGGAAAAAUAUGGGAAGCUUGGGCUGGUGCACGUCGACGCACACACAGACCUUUACGGAGAAUUAUAUGGUGAGAAAAUCCAGCAUGGCAACCCGUUUCUGAUGGCUGUAGAAGAGGGCUUGUUGGACUGUAAUCGAGUUGUACAAAUUGGCUUGCGUGGCUCUACAGACCAAGAUGAUAUGAGCUACCAGAAAUUUGGAUUCAUUGGAUCUGCUUAUGCGCCAGGAACAGGCACACCUGAAAUCGGAGGCUUGACUAUCAUCCAGGCACUGGAGAUAAUUAGAGGAUUGCGUGGUCUGAAUAUCGUUGGUGGGGAUCUUGUUGAGGUGUCUCCUCCGUACGACAGAAAUGGAACAACGGCCCUGACAGCAGCAAAUUUGUUAUUUGAGAUGUUGUGUGUGUUUCCAGGAGUCAAAUACCACGACUGAAUGGUAUUGAUAACAUGAAGUGCAAAUGUUGUAGAAUUUUAAGAGACAGAAAUACUGUAUGUAGAUGGAAUUAAACUUAACUCAUGAUAAAA